Messenger RNA from Blumeria graminis f. sp. triticale, 744 nucleotides. NCBI's taxonomy places the organism in Eukaryota, Fungi, Ascomycota, Leotiomycetes, Helotiales, Erysiphaceae. The record is from the annotation of a GenBank genome assembly.
AUGUCCUCUUCUCAGAUAACUCCCUCUCAAUUGAUCUAUGCUUGUAUAGCUCACAACUCAACCAUUCUCACAGAGCAUAUCUCCGCAGCAUCGCCUCAAGCAAGCUCUUUAGCAUCAAUCGUUCUCCCUAAAAUCUCUCAUACUACGCCCAACAAGCUCACUUACACACAUAAUUCUAAUUUUAUACAUUUUAUCGCUGAUUCUCCGUCGCAAUAUGCACCCGGUGCCUCCGCUGGAGAACUUACCUACCUUGUGGUAGCCGACUCAGCACUAGGACGUCGUAUCCCUUUUCAAUUUCUCGAUGAAGUUAAGAGAGUCUUUUUGGAAAAAUACCCAGCCGAAACUACAGAUUUUUCGUGCCUACCCAUCUACGGUGCGGGAAACUUUAAUGGCGAACUUCAAGUAUUGACAAAGGAAUUCUCUGCAACCCAAGGAGGAAAACAAGAUACCAUUCGAAACGUUAGAGAAGAAAUUGAUAGUGUCAGGGGAAUUAUGUGUCAAAAUAUUGACAGCUUAUUGGAAAGAGGUGAAAGAAUUGACCUCCUGAUUGACAAGACAAAUAGACUCGGAGGCAAUGCUUACGACUUUAGAAUCCGGACGCGAGGUCUCAGAAGGAAAAUGUGGUGGAACAAUGUUAAACUUAUAGCUCUGUUGAUUGUUGUUAUUCUCUUCCUGGUGUAUCUUUUCGUUGGGUUCGGCUGUGGUCUUCCUGGCUGGUCUAAAUGUAUUGGCCGUGGGAGUUGA